Molecule: messenger RNA, 1483 nt
Organism: Paramecium pentaurelia
Lineage: Eukaryota; Ciliophora; Oligohymenophorea; Peniculida; Parameciidae
Source: the annotation of a GenBank genome assembly
AUGAUAAAACAAUUAAUUUCCUCAAUAAUUGAAUGUGAAAAGGCUUUAGAAAACAUAAGAAUUGAAUUAAAUCAAUAGUCCUUAUUUUCUUUGAAACCCAUCAUGGAUAGAUUUGACCAACAAAAUAAAGGACAUAUAACUUCUUACGAUAUUCUUCAAUUUUGUUAAGAUAACGAUAUUUAAUGCCAGCAUUAUGAUGCUUUUUUAUGCGUCAAAUAUUUUGAUGUUAAUAAAGAUGGCAGAGUUACUUUUGAAGAGUAUGAGACCAUUAUUAUAUAGCUUUACUAUUUAAAUGCUAUCGAAAACUAAUCGUGAAAUAAGAUUUGUGGCUGCAGUCAGAGAGCCUUACUUUAUUGAAAAAUAGAUGUGUUUGCCUGAAAUAAUAGAGACUGGUUUAUCUUAUUUCUUUGGAGAAUUGUUAAUCUAUUUAAGGGAGUAAUUAGAAAUUAAAAUGCUUUUAGAAAAAGAAAACUUUAAUUAUUUUAAACUUUUUCAAUAAUUAGAUAAGAGUAACAAUGGAAUUAUUCAUAUGAAUGAUUUUUAAAAAUAUUUUAAUUUAACUCAAGAAGAUACAAACUAUUUUUUUAUGAUGGGUAAUCAUAAUGAAACUAUUGAUUAAAUAAAUUUAUUGGAUAUAUUUGUAAUAACUCAGUUGAAAUCUGAAAAUAUUAGUAAAGAAAAACUUUUAUCACCAUUAAAACAAAAUAAUUUUUAACAAUCUAUCUAUGAAAAUGAUAAUUCAUUUCAAUCUCCUGAAUAAAGAUCAACAGUAAAAUACAGAAAAGCUUAACUCAAACUAUUAAAUAGUGAAUAAACUCAUAGUAAUGCCAGUAGUGUUUUUGUUGAUGAAUUAACUAAAAAAUUAUAGGAUUUUACAUUUACUCCUAAAUCAAAUGAUAAUAAUAAGUAUUAAAUAGAAUUAAUAAAUUUUGAUAAAGUUGUUUAUCAAUAAUUAUAUCAAUUGUUACUUAAAUGUAAAUUAUUAUCUAAAACAUAAUUAAAAUUAAUUUAGAGAAUUGAUUUUUGUUGCAAGUCUGUUUUCAAAUUUUUUGAUCAUGAAAAUAAAGAUUUUAUUACAGAACAAGAUUUCUAUUCAGGUUUUAGAAGAUUAAGAAUUCAAAUCAAAGGUUUAGUAAGAGAUUUAAUAUUAAGUUAUGGUUAAAAUUCUCAAAUAAAUUAUCAAUAAUUCAAAAAAUUAUUUUAUAUUGAUCAUCAUGUAGAUUCUAAUGAAAGUCAACAAUCUAAUCCUUAAUUAUUUAGCAAUGUUACUAUUGAUUACAUUAGAUAAUUAUUUUAAGAACAAAUUGAUAUAGAAUAAUUUAAAAAAGGCUUUAUUUCAAAUCUAUUAAAAAAAGUAAAAACUAAUGAUGAUGCUAUAAUUAUUACAAAACAAGUUCAAGAUCUUUUUAAUAAAUACAAUGCAUAUCCAAACGAUAGAGAAUUAGCAAUAUUAACAAAUUAAUUGUAAAUUUUAUAAAUUUGA